Molecule: messenger RNA, 2835 nt
Organism: Anopheles merus
Lineage: Eukaryota; Metazoa; Arthropoda; Insecta; Diptera; Culicidae
Product: protein trapped in endoderm-1
Exons: 6
Coding region: 1266-2792 (508 amino acids)
Biological process (GO): G protein-coupled receptor signaling pathway
Cellular component (GO): membrane
Molecular function (GO): G protein-coupled receptor activity
Source: RefSeq, a predicted model, not a curated record
UGUAGUCUGACCGCGGACCAGAAAGGAGGAGGACGUCGUCGUUGCAUUAACCGUGGCCGCUGCAGUGCGUUGCCGUCCGCCGGCCAGGAACUGUGUCGUUUUCCACAUUGCGAUGGACACACUUUUCCGGCAUUAAACAUCGGGCGUGUGUGUGUGUGUGUGCUCUGUGUAGUGAAGAUCGUUCCUCUGUGUGUGUCCUGCGUGCAUUUCCUUCCAAAGCCGAUGGCCAACAUUCGCGACAUCGUAACCGCCGAAAGAACGACUUCCUUCUUCUCCGGAGCAGUUUACGGUUGGAAAAUUUUAUUUCAUCCCACCGUACUGAACGUUUCAGACCACCUCCCCACCCCACCCACCCCCCAUUUGGCGUUGUCUUUUGAACGUGCGUAUUUGUGUGUAGUAAAAUCGAAACAAGCAAAAAAAUAAUCAACCCACCGAUUCGAAGAAAAAAAACAAAUACACACACACACACAGAGGCAGGAGAAGAAAACAUAAACCGCUCUGUAACCAACCGUCCGGUUCUAGCCGUCGGUUGUUGUGGUGCGCAUAAAUUGAUUCUAUUUUUAUAUGCAUACUGUUUGGCUAUUUGUUGCUGUUGUUGCCGUUUUUCUCACAAACUCACCCCACCCCCCACGCCUCUUCGUUCGACCCGGUCGACAAUUCCCUUCCAGUGCGGGAAAACCCAGCAGCCCGUCAAGUAGCCCGUGCUGAUCCCCGUGCUGAUGGGCAUGGUCCAGUCAGUGGAAGGCAGUAGGCGGCGCAUGUGUCGACGAUCGUAGCGGCUAAACGGUACGGGGUUUGGUUAAUUUCUUCGCGGACGCUCUCGUCCAGGUUCAAUCCUGCUCGUCCCCGGUCAGUGGAGGGGUGGUUUUUGGUUGGCAGGAGGAGAUUGUUGUUAAGAAUUCUGUGCCGCAGCUCGAGUAACAAUCAACAUCAUCAUCAUCAUCAUCAUCAGCAUCAGCAGCAUCAUCAACAACAAUCUCUAGUGGCGGCGGCUGCUGCUGCUGCCGAUUUUGAAGUGGCCUAGAAUCUUCACAAUUUCGCCGAGCGAUAGAGACAGACGCGUGCCGAAAUCAGUGUUGCGAACCAUGUUGGAGCAAGUGGACGUAUAAUCUGGAAGGAAGACAUCUGUUCUGUGUGUGUAUAUGUGCUGGCAGCUUGAGUUUUUGGAAAAAAGGUUUGCGGCACGUAAUCCGCGAUGAGUGAUAUCUGUAACGAGUGCGAGUGAGGUACGUGCGUACUAUACGUGCAGGUUAAUCAGGGUAGCCAUGGAUCUGUUCGAUACUGGUCAUCCGGAGCACAGCAACUUCACCAACAACGGAUCCAGCGAUGCGAUACCGCUCUACACCGGAUAUCCACGGGUGCUGCUCAACAUCGCAACGGUGACGUGCAUCGCGUACAUGGUCGUCGGCGUGCCGGGCAAUCUGCUGACAAUAGUGGCCUUGGUCAAGAGUAAGAAGACGCGGAACGCAACGGCCGUCUUCAUUAUGAAUUUAUCGUUCUCCGAUUUGCUGUUCUGCUGCUUCAACCUGCCGCUGGCCGCGAGCACCUUCUGGCACCAGGCUUGGCUGUAUGGGGAUUUGUUCUGCCGGCUGCUCCCGAUGAUGCGGUACGGGCUGCUGGCGGUCUCGCUGUUUACCAUACUGGCCAUCACAAUCAAUCGCUACAUUAUGAUCGGCCAUCAGCGGCUGUAUCAAAGAAUCUAUCGUACGAAAAAUCUCUGUCUGAUGGUGGCGUUUACCUGGAUACUUGGCUUCGGUUCGCUGCUGCCCACGUGGCACGAAAAGUGGGGCAAGUUUGGCCUCGACAUUAACAUUCACUCCUGCUCGAUACUGCCUGAUAGUCAGAACAACUCACCGAAACAGUUCCUGUUUUUCAUCGCGUUUGCCCUGCCCUGUCUGGCGAUCAUCGUUUGUUACGCACGAAUAUUCUACAUUGUACGAUCGACCGCGCUGCGCACAAAAGAUCUGCCAGGCGACAAUCUGGAUGAAAACAGCGUGGAGGACGUGUCCAGUGCAGUGAGCAACCAGCAGCAGCAACAACAACAACCAGCCCCGCAUCCGGGCCAGUACGCCGGCUCGUCAGCAACGAUCACUCCGGAGAAGGAUCAGCCAGCACCGCCGGCCUUGUCAUACAUCAACUUUAGUCAACACGACGCCGACUGGCACUAUAUCGAUUCUAGCACGGAGAAUGAAAUAUUCUGCAGCACCAGCUCAUCGACGGAGGAUGUCUCACACCGGCCAGUGGAUGUGAAGCCGACCCACAACCACCACACGGUCGUCGAUCGCUGCGAUUGUAGUGGCAAUAGGAGUCCGCCAGACCAAACUGAGGAAGAAGGAUAUCUGGAGAAUAGCAACGUAAAGUCGCGCAAUCAGCCACGGUACGCAAACGCAUCCGGGCCGGGGGUGAGACGCAACGCGAGCAAUGUAAAUGCGCGAAAGCGCAAGAAGCAUCUGAACACAUCCGGCGCCUCGAUCAUGAGCGCGGGCAAGAUGUCCGCCAAGGACAAGAAGCUGCUGCAAAUGAUACUGGUGAUCUUUCUGGCGUUUCUCGUGUGCUAUCUACCGAUCACGGUGGUGAAGCUGUUCCGUCCCAGCGUGCAGGUGCUGAACGUGGUGUCGUAUCUGCUGAUCUACCUGACCACCUGCAUCAAUCCCAUCAUCUACGUGGUAAUGUCGCGCGAGUACCGGCAAGCGUACUCCGAUCUGGUGCUCUGCCGUACGUACGAGAUCGCUAAAAGCAAAUGCAAGCAGCAUAAAGCGGCCAACGUGCUUCGCUUUGCGUCGAAAUGUUAACAUAGGGGGCACGAGGAGUGCGAUUAGAAGAAGAAAAAGAAAA